Messenger RNA from Chara braunii, 4027 nucleotides. The record is from the annotation of a GenBank genome assembly. Lineage: Eukaryota; Viridiplantae; Streptophyta; Charophyceae; Charales; Characeae.
GACUGGGGGGAUGAUGAUGCAGCGCCGUCGUUCUCGUGGCAGUCCAAUCACGCAGGAAGUCGUCGUCGCUGUCAUCAGGGUGCCGCCGAUUGGUUUUGGGAAGCAGGCAGGGUGUGCAGGUGGUAUACGUGGCAGCUGGAGAAAGAACGGUGGAUAUGGCAGCAGGGAUUACCGGUAGGGCCUUAGUUGCACUACUCGCCAUCUGCCAAGAUUUCGAAUGCAUCUGGACAAAAUGAUGUCCACAUGCAAUCAAAAUGUCGGUAGGGCCCUAGUUGCACNUAGUUGCACUACUCGCCAUCUGCCAAGAUUUCGAAUGCAUCUGGACAAAAUGAUGUCCACAUGCAAUCAAAAUGUCGGUAGGGCCCUAGUUGCACUACUCGCCAUCUGCCAAGAUUUCGAAUGCAUCUGGACAAAAUGAUGUCCACAUGCAAUCAAAAUGUUGGCGGAUGGCGAGUAGUGCGACGAGGCCUUACAACUGUGCAGCUGCAACCUGCCACAAUUUGGAGGCACACCUCGUCGGGGAACGAUGAUGUUCUGGGUGGCAGGCUGGAGGCGGGAUGUCGAAGCAGGGCGCCUGUGCUGGCAGGGAUUGGAACUGUCCAGCUCCAGCCUUCAAUGUAGAGAUGGCUGAUGUUUGUCGUAUAUAAAGAAAGGAGAUGGCAUCGAACAGGUAUUGGUCGGUGGGAAUGGAGCAUGAAAGCAGAUGUCAAUCUGCAACGGUCGAUUUGGUGAAAUGCCACGCGCAUCACCCUCAUCAUCACAGGGUAUGUGUCUGGCGAAGGCUGUGCCUUCUGAACAUGGUUCCUGCACAAGUGUCUGUGCGAGGUUGACCACGAAUGGGAAGUGUGAAAGCCACCGAUGUCCAUCUAUGACCGUUGAUCCGAUUGAACUGUGUGUGCAGUUCACUCGUCAUUUAUUAUGUUGUCUGGGGAUAGAUCUUCGACAGUGUAGAACGUAUUAUGAGAGAUGUUCAAGGAGGCUGGCUUCACGGCGGAUGCGGCCCUUGCAUGACAGUUGCUGCGAGGUUGAUCACUACUGAUGGGAGUGGGCUACCAUGGUUGUCUGACGAGGCGGAGCCCGGAGGAGAGGGCGCGCCGCAGAUGGCACUGUUUUCUCGUAAAAAGUGCGGCCAUCGUUUCGUUCUUUGCCAUGGCGUCCCUUAUUUCGAUCCUGCGCAGCAUAUCCAUCUGCGAUCCUUCGUCUCAAUGGGAGGGUGUAUUGGGAGAUGGAGAUGAUCAGCGUAGCGCCCAUCACGAAAGAGAUUCCGCUGGCACGACGACUCAGCGGUACCUCACACAUUCUCUUGCUGCCGAAUGGAAUGGCAGCAAUGCUCAGAGUCAGCGGUCAGAUUCGCGUCAGGGAAGCAGUCACUGGCUGCUGGUGUGGGCAGGGCAGCGGAAGGAGAAGCGUCUGGUUGAUCGGGGGAGAAAUAUUGGGUCCUGGAGAGAGAAUGACGCGGUUGCCGAUGGUGCUUUUGGGCUGACUACGCAUCGCGAUGCAGCCGUAGAUGACUGCAGGUCCUCUCCACCAACCAGUGAACGAGAAGGGAAAGGGGAUGCAGAAGACAUGACGACUGCAGGUCCUCACCGCCAACUCCAGUGGGGCAUCAACGGAGAGGAGAGCGAUGACGAUCUGGCGAUAGCGGCAGAUAAGGGUGGAACGCCGUUGGAAAGAAGAAGGGUCAAAGGCCAGGGAGGAGAGGCUGCACCUGAGAUGGAGGGUGGCGGGCGAGGUUGGCGAGAUCAGCUCCAGGGGGUUGAUGGGCAUGGGCAGACAGCCGGGCGCGCUUGCGCAAUGGUGUAUUCGAGGCCGAAAGCAGAACGCUGCCAGCACGCCACAAGAUACUGCCGGGCCGGCAGCCGUAGCCUCAUCGAUUACACCGAGUUACAUUUCUGUGUGUUGAAGGGCCGCAUGUGGGUGUCGGUUCCAUUGUUAGUUGUGGGAGUUCUGACUGCUUUCUAUCUGCUAGCUGAGACUGCGGAGGAGUACUUCUGUCCUGUGGUCGCAAAGAUCUCGACCAUGUUGAGCUUGUCGCCGAACACGGCAGGCGUGACUUUCCUUGCAUUCGGCAAUGGUGCGCCCGAUGUUUUCUCGUCUUUGGCAGCAUUUGUUGGGGGCAAUCCGAAAAUAGGAAUUGGAGCGAUCAUAAGCGCGGGGACGUUUGUCACGGCGUUCGUUGUUGGUUGUGUUGCGAUGGUUGCUGCACCGAUCGCGGUUCGUGGAGGCCCGUUCUUGCGAGAUGUCGGGUUCUACGUCGUUGCAGCGGUCGCCGUGUUCCUUGUAUACUGCCAGGGAUUCGUUGCGUUGUGGCAAGCUGUCGGGUUUUGUGUCUACUACCUCUUUUUCGUUACAAUAACCAUAAUGUCGGACCGUCGUCAAAAGCCUGGACUGGGAAUGGUGGGGGUCCAGACCAAGCAAGACUUGUUGCAAUCUGUGCAUCACAAUCCGUCUCCCUCGUCUUCUCCUUCUCCUCCUCCUCCUCCUCCACCGCCUUCAUCUCCCCUGCUGCCUCCUCCUCCUCCUCCUCCUCCUCCUCUUCCUCCUCCUCCUGCUCUCCCUUCUCAUUCCCAUCAGCAUCUGCAGGCAACAUCCGCAGCUCGGCGCUCGUCAUUGCCAUUGCUGGAGGUCUCCCCAGGAAUGGGGGAUGAUGCACUAGCAGGAGGGGGGCUGGUGAUCGGGGGUGCGAACGCGUUCCAGCAGCAGCAGAGUAAAGGAGGAGGAGGAGGAGGAGGAGGAGGAGGAGGAGGAGGGGUCAUCUCUGUGGGUGUUUCCGAAGCGGGUGAUAACUUUGAAGACCGGGGAGCAGCGGCAGAUGUUACAAAGAAAGUUCCAUCACGAGUGUUCACAUCGUGGAGGUACUGGCAGGAGUGGAGCACGGCAUUCACAAGAAUGAGUGUGGGAGCGAAGGCCUGGCACCUGAUUCGUCUCCCAUUCGAUGUGCUUCGCCGAUCGACGAUUCCGGCAGUCGACGAUGCGCAGUGGAACAGGCUGUACGGGACCGUAAAUGUGGUCGUCUGUCCUCUGAUCUGCCUCUACGCCUGUGGGCCAUUGAUCGGGUUCACCAGAGAGGUUACCUUGAUCGACACGGUGUCCGUGAAGGUGCCGUUGUGGCUGCUUGUCCUCGUGCAGAGCUCGCUCAUGGGCGUCGCUUUCUUCAUGUCGACGCAGUACAACCGUGCGCCUGAGUCGGGUCGUGGUGCAACUGUCUUCAUUGCGUUCCUGAUGAGCAUCUUCUGGAUCUCUUCCAUAGCAAGCGAACUGCUCGGCUUUCUGACUGCGCUGGGAAUCAUUUUCCAUAUCUCACCGGCGAUCCUUGGCGUCACCGUGCUCGCCUGGGGUAACUCUGUCGGGGACCUCUUCGCCGACGUCAGCAUCGCCCGCACAGGCCAGCCCACCAUGGCCAUUGCUGGCUGCUUUGCCGGGCCGAUGUUUAACAUGCUCGUAGGCCUCGGAUUGGCGCUAAGUAUCCGAACCGCCAGUCUGUAUCCGGAGGUGUACAAGCUCCAUUACCAUCCUAACAUCCCCUUAUCCUUUGGUUUUUUGUUGUGUAGUCUGCUUGGCUCUCUCAUUUUCGUAACUGGCUCGAGUUUCCGAGUGACGAGAACUUGGGGUGUCUGUCUGAUCUCCCUGUACCUUGCGUUCAUGCUCGCCAGCGUUAUCGUUGAGACGGGGGUAAUUGUCGACGUACCCAGCUGAAUGAAUGUCCCCUUUUUCUUGCAAUUGUCUUUUACAAAGUAUUUCUUCUUUUUUUAUUCGAUUUUAUUAUCGACUAAAAAAAAAAAACUAAAGGGAGGGUAAUUCUUGAUCCUGCUGGGGCCUUGAGCUCUCCCCUCCCCCCCUCUUUCCCCCCCCUCUUUCUUUCAUUGUCAGCUUCACACUGGUAUGUCAUGUAUUUAUUCAAUUUUAUUGCAUUUUAUUCUGUAGUAAUAUCAAUGGUGCCCUCUUUCUUAUCCUGUUAUCCCUUCUGACUAAGGCAAUUAUAUCUUCUCCCUCUCUGCCUACGGUUUACCGGACAGCUCUGUUUGAC